GUUUACUGGUUCCACCAAAGCCCAUGCUUCCACCCUGAUCCAGAAACUCACUAACAUGAGGUUCACAGGGGGGAGUGUGAGAGAGCACAUUCUGAGCAUGAGCACCAUGGCAGCCAAGUUAGAGAAGCUAAAGAUGCCCCUCGCUGAUGGUUUCCUCAUUCACCUAGCUCUAAACUCACUUCCCAAAGAGUAUGAGACUUUUGUUGUUAACUACAACACACAGCCAGAGGAGUGGGAUUUAGAGAAGGUGAUUGCUAUGUGUGUGCAAGAGGAAGAAAGGCUCAAGAAUGCAAAUGGUGGUUCCGUGAACUUUGUGAAAGGAAAGAACAAGAAGCCAUUCUACAACAAGAAAGCUCCAGAUGCCUCCACCUCCCAGAACAAGGGAGGAAGCACUUCACAGCCUAAAGCACAGCCAAAGCAAGACAACCAGCACAGGCAGGAGGACCCGGAUCGCUGUAGAUGGUGUAAUGAGACAGGGCAUUGGAAGCAUGACUGCCCUAAGUUCAUGAAACAUUGCCUAGUGAAAGGGAUUCAGUGGAGGGAGAACCCUUCAAAGAGGAGAAAGACAGAUUAAGGUGGCCACUGGUGUUGAAGCUGAAGUUCAAGCUAUAGGAAAUUUAUCUCUAGAUUUAGCUAGUGGCUUCACCCUUGAGUUGCAU
Sorghum bicolor (sorghum) is the source of this 659-nucleotide messenger RNA. RefSeq lists its product as uncharacterized. Bases 56 to 574 code for a protein of 172 amino acids. The transcript has 2 exons. Lineage: Eukaryota; Viridiplantae; Streptophyta; Magnoliopsida; Poales; Poaceae. Gene Ontology annotation, molecular function: nucleic acid binding; zinc ion binding. The record is from RefSeq and is a predicted model, not a curated record.